ACACGUUUUUUUUACACUUCCCACUUGGCUGUAUGGCAUACAGGUGUGUGCCUACGCGCCGGGAAAAAGUUAUGUUCGUUUGACAUUUCGUUUACGCGAUGACGAUGGCAAUUUAGUCCCGUCGCGAUUAUUUCUUUAAAGUGGUGUAUAAGCCACAUAUAUUAUGAUGAAAGGAUGGUGAAGUCUUCUGGUGAGUGUUUUGAUGGUUAUUAUCGUGGAACGUUGGCAAUUAUGAGCUUCAUAUGUUCAUGACAAUGACCUAACCUCACGUUCUUUCUUUCAGUAUAAAAACAAUGGUUUAGUCCAUCGACUAGGGGGAAUGCUGUUAUAAUAUCGUCCCACGUGAUGUGGGGUCAAAGUCCACCGGCAGAGUCCAGUGUUAAAGUUCUACUAGAAUGAUCAACUGUAAAGACUAACUUCAAAAAUCAACUUCAAGGUCUUCCUUCAGGGUCUAGCUCCCCAGCCAUGACUACCAUUUGUGUUCAUUAUCUGCUUUUGCCGUCAGGGUCAGUUCCUGCUGCGGUCAUUAAUGUACAUAAUUCCAGUUUGGUGUUAAAAUCUCUGGAUACCAUCUAGAUAUCUCUUCUUCAUGAUUAAUUUAACUUAUUAUGGAUAGUGCCAUGCUCUCGAGGUGUUAUUCAACUAAUACAUGGAGUAUUUAUCCUCAAUACAUACUCCAUGCCUUAUGUCAGGACCUGCCGUCCUGACACUUUACUUAUCCUCAUAGGGAUGAAAACUAGUUGUUUAGGAAUAAUACUAAGUUAAGAUAUCAUGUUAUAGUAAAAGAUUUGUUUCUUAAUUUACAUUAGGAUGUUUUGUAACCGACUGACUUCAUAUUGUUUUUAUUGUGAAAUUGUUGAAUCAAUUACAUCAUUGUUAAAAGUGAAAUCUUUAUUAUUUCCAAACCUUGGCUUUGUUUGCAAUAGGAGGGGAUCUUCUAUACGGCGCCCAACAUUUUAAUCUUAUUCUCCCCCUAUUCUCUGAGUAAGGUGCCUAUUUCCACGCCCUGGGAAACUAAUAUCUCAUUAUAAGACAACACCUAUAGGGGCAACUCACCCCUCAUUAACUGUCUUACAGUAAGCGCCCAACGUUUGGCUCAGAAAAGCAAGGUUGGAAAUUAGUAGGUAUUUCACUUUCUUUGUUCUUUGUAACAUAACCUAGUUAUAAGCACAUGGUGUAACUUUAUAGCAAAUAGGGUAUGUUUUCUUUUAAUAGGUACUCAUUUAUGACUUUACUUUUCUAUUUAUAAGUAGGUAUGGUUUAAACUUGAAAUUUAGCAUAUCUCCAGUUGUUGUUGCAUAGGGACAUAGUGAUAAUUUUAUUGACAGGACCAUAGUAUCUCUCAGAUUUCUUUUUCUUAUUUUAAGCUGAGUUAGUUUACAUAGGGCCAUAGUCAUAUACUUUUAAUAUCACAUAGGACUAUAGUGACACAAUUUCCUUUUCUAGUAAUUUAUACAAUUAUAAACAUAGUGACUCAGAGCACAUAGAACUUCUUACAUAGACAUAGUAAUAAACUGUGGGUUUUUAUCUUAUUUUAUUUGUUAGUGGUUACAUAGGAACAUAGUAUUCAUAAAUUUGAUACAUAGGACCAUAGUAGCAUGUAGAUAAGUACCCUAUAGGGGUGUUACUUAUAAUUUAUGUUUUCUUCAUUACAUUUUGUUAGUACUUAAAGUACUAUAACUGUAUUCACAUACAUUAGGGAUAUAGCCAUAGUUCUUCUUCACUUAUCUGGUAUACUGUUCUUACUUUGUUUACUCAGAAUGGCGGAAUUCAAUGCUAAUAUUAACUUCUUGUUGAAAGAUGAACUUAUUCAUGAACUUUCUAUUCGGAAUGUAAAGGUUGACCGGGAUAACACUGUUGAGCAAUUACGAAAAUUAUUUCGACAAACUUGUAAACAAGCCCGUCGCGGCAGUAUAGUUGUACCAUCUGAGGGUUUUGAGUGUGAUCUUGAUGAUGAACAUAAAACUUUAACAUCAAAAAUAAAUGAAAUCAUCUCUUGUUUAUCGAGUCCUGACAAAUCUCCUUCGGCCCAUCAGCGUAUUCUAGGCCGUGCUCAGUAUUUGCUUUUGCGGUUGUCUCGCAUAGAACGUCCGGCCGAUGACCUUGAAAAAUUGAAAACUUCUUUAUUGUUAUCAUUGGCUAAUAAUGAUAUCACUUCCGAUUCAUCUUCAGAUUCCGAGCAUGAAUUAAACCGUCCGUCGUGUAUUAACAAAUAUAAAACUAUUAUUUCUCAUGAAAAGAAAUAUAACCUCAACUCGUUGAAUUUGAAAUUUAAGGGUGAUUCCUGUGUUCGCGUUUUCCUGGCUCGUUUGGAGGAGCUGUGUUCGGCACGGAACAUUCUUGUUGAUGAUAUUUACACUGGUUUUACUGACUUGGUGGAUGGUCCCGCUUUAUGCUGGUACCGCGCCAAUAAAUGUCGUUUUUCUAACUAUAGUGAACUGGUUUCUGCUUUGAAAUCAGAUUUUGAUUUACCUGACUACGACUUUCGUCUUCUUGAAGAGAUUCGUUCGCGAACACAAGCGAAAGAUGAAUCCAUUGUCAUAUAUUUGUCCAUCAUACUAGGUAUGAUGUCUCGUUUGAGUAAAGAGCUUUCUGAGAGCGAUAAACUCGACAUCAUCUUGCGGAAUAUUCGUCCUGAAUAUAGUAGGGAAAUUCGGAUGAUUGAUGUCACUACCAUCCAACAAUUACAACAGAUAGGUAAACGUUUGGAAUUGUCAAAACAUAGGAUUGACAACUUUAUAGAACCAAAUUUCUCUAAAAAUUCCGUAGCUCCGGAUUUCAACUUUAAAUGCAAACCUAAAUCCUCUAGGGAUUUUUCUAAAAAUAUUCCUGUCGCUUCUGUUAUUCGUUCUUCGACUUGCUUUCGCUGUGGUGGAACGAAUCAUUCCACUAAUCGGUGUAAUGCAUCUAAGGAAGUAGUUUGUUUUAAAUGUGGUAAGAAGGGGGUAAAGGCUCCUCUUUGCCCAAAUUGUAAUUCUCAUUCUAAUUCAAAAAACUAGAUUGCUUAGUCUCUCUGGGAUCUGAAUCCUGCAGGGAGGCGAUUUUUAAUCCUAAUUCUAAAGACUUUCGCCCUUAUUUAACUGUUAAAGUCUAUGGUAUUAAAAUUUCUGGUUUACUCGACUGUGGAGCCGCUGGUUCUAUUUUAGGAAACAAUGCUCAUAAAUUCUUUAAAAAUCUUGGUAUCCCAUUGUGUAAUUUAAAGUCCCCUGUAUUUUUGAAAGUGGCGAGUGGUCACGAAUACAUGUGCCAAUUUUACAUGGAUAUUCCUAUUGAAUAUAACAAUGAGGUUAAGCUCAUUCAAUUUUACAUUCAACCUGAAAUCAAACUUCCAUUACAUUUCGGAAUUAAUUUCUGGAAAUCAUUUAACUUAGCCCCAGAAGUUCUGGCGUGUCUACCUGCAAUAGA
This is a messenger RNA of Pectinophora gossypiella (pink bollworm), 3405 nucleotides long. RefSeq lists its product as uncharacterized. The transcript is spliced from 2 exons. The record is from RefSeq and is a predicted model, not a curated record. The coding region runs from base 1761 to 2999 and encodes 412 amino acids. NCBI's taxonomy places the organism in Eukaryota, Metazoa, Arthropoda, Insecta, Lepidoptera, Gelechiidae. Gene Ontology annotation, molecular function: zinc ion binding; nucleic acid binding.